Silurus meridionalis is the source of this 2633-nucleotide messenger RNA. RefSeq lists its product as uncharacterized. Lineage: Eukaryota; Metazoa; Chordata; Actinopteri; Siluriformes; Siluridae. Gene Ontology annotation, molecular function: electron transfer activity. The transcript has 9 exons. The record is from RefSeq and is a predicted model, not a curated record. Gene Ontology annotation, biological process: cell redox homeostasis. Bases 227 to 1369 code for a protein of 380 amino acids.
GAUCAUCUCACAGUAAUAGCGCAUGAUUACAGUAGUGCAUUUUAUUUAAGACGAGGAACCUGUUGAGAAUAACAGUUUUUGUAGUAUAGAGUCAGCAGGUACCGGAACAGAUACUGUUACUUGCAGCCUUAAGGUUUGGGAUUCAGCUCGAGAGUCGUCUGUCACCGACUUCCGGUGUCAUGAGGAAAUUACAGUCGAAGGAACUGCUUGUCUGACAGGUGUACUGAUGGCUGUGUUUGAGGAUCAUAUAUCAGGAAGGGUUACUGUGUACUCAGUGCCAGGAUGCCCGCAGUGUUUACAGGCCAAGGCUGCUCUAAAGGCAAUGAAUCUACCAGUGCAUGAAGUGGACGUGAGUCAUGAUGCAGCUGUCGGGGCUUGGCUGGAGAAGAUGACUGGAAGCAGCACUGUGCCACAGAUAUUCUUCAACAAUGUCCACAUAGGAGGAAACGAGAUCCCUCAAAAUUUGGCCCCUGAGGAACUUGAACGUCUGGUACGUUUGGUGAUGGAGAAGGCUGUGCCCCCAGACACCCUGCCAUUACCUGCAGUGAACAGCUCCGAGUCUGAGAAAAGUGACGGAGGAGCAGUUACAGCAUCUGAAUUAUCUGAGGCCAUGAGGAAUCUGAUCAUGAAACUGUACUCUGAUCACCUCUCUGCUGAUGGCAAGUCAGUGGACUAUAAAUCCUUGUCUAAAAGUGCUUGUUAUGAACGUUAUUGUGAGCUGGCAGUGUCCCUUCAGCGUGUGGAGCUGCUGUCUUUGAGUCAUGAUGAGAGGCUGGCCUUCUUCAUCAAUGUUUACAAUGCCCUGGUUAUCCACGGCUAUCUUCGCCUUGGUUUCCCCAAAAACAUAUGGCAGAGGUACCGGUUCUUCAACUAUGUGAGCUACCUAAUUGGAGGAGAAGUGUUCACACUGCAGGAUAUUGAGAACGGAGUGCUGCGGGGAAACAGGAAAGGAAUAGCGCAACUUCUGAAGCCUUUUUCCAAGAAUGACCCGAGACUACAGGUUGCACUUCCUGAAGCAGAGCCUCUUAUUCAUUUUGCACUGAACUGUGGUGCAAAAGGCUGCCCACCCAUUAGGACCUACACCUCAGAAGACAUUGGCAGUCAACUGCAGACUGCUGCUGGGGCAUUUCUGGAAUCUGAUGAUGGCUGCAAUGUGGAUACUGUGAAAAGAGAGGUGAAGCUUAGCCAGAUCUUUAAAUGGUACAAGGCAGAUUUUGGAGACACAGAAGAAAAGUUGCUGAACUGGGUUAUAACCCACAUGAUGGCAUCUCAGAAGAAAAAAAGUCUGAAAACUCUUCUAUGUACAGGGAAUGUUAAAGUUAGCUACAUGCCUUAUGACUGGUCCACCAAUAGCACACACAAUAAUUAAAACUCUGUUACUUAAGAGUUUAGGACUUCAGGAUGACCUGUCUAUUUCUGAUAGGUUUAUAUUUUCUGUAGCAAAUGCAUGAGAGCACAGAUAUUUUUUACUAUGGCUGUAGUUAGCUUCAUUGUGAAGACAAAAAGAAACCACAGAAAAGCUGGACUUCCUUAUAAGGGGAUAACUAUGCAUCUAGAUUCUAAACAAUAAUUCCUCUAAACUCCAAAGGGCAUGUUUUCCUACCAGCAUUUGUCCUAUUACUGGAACUUCCUUAAUGAUUAUUGACUCUGUAUUAACUUUAUUUUUGUUUAAAACUGUAUUAACAGUAUAGAAAUUACAAUAUUUUAUUGUUACUGUUUUAGUUAAUUUCACAUGUAUGAUCCACUAUUGCUAUGAAAACUAUAGUAUAUUUGUAGUAGUUAUAAGCACUUAGACAGUAAACUCUACUGGAAAUGUUUAGCAUGGACUAUUUUAGCAACUGGACUUAAAAGCAUAAAAAUGCACUGCACUGUACUAUAAUUAUAUUCACAUUGCUCACAGUAGGCAUAAACUUUAGAAAAGUGCAUUACUUGUGUUCCAUUUAGAAUAUCAAUAUUAAAGCUUACAUAAUAUCAUAUUAAUCGAUUUGUCUGUAUAACACUUUUCCAUGCUAAAAAUAAUGACUGGAGUGGAGUGUGUGUUGUAAGAUCAACUGCAUGUUGAAUGAAAAGGCUGAAAUACAUUUUCACCUCCAUAUUCAUUUAAAAAAAAAAAAUUUUUUCUGUAUUUUAUUAACUGAAAGUCCGACAGUAUAUAUGCAAGAUAGAAAAGAAAAAGAAAUAGACGGUGAAGGUUUUAUUAAAACGUUCACCGUCUCUUGAUUUGGAUUUAUUAUUAUACUUAUCCAGAAUUAAAUAAAUGCACAGCUGCCUAGCUAAUAAUGCAUUCAUUCUGUUGCAUGAACCUUGGUUAUAUAAUUCUUGAGCAAUAUUAUGCACUGAUGAAUAAAUUAUGAUAACACAAGCUUUAAAUACUAAGCACAUGUAUCCUCUGGCUUCUGACAGGAGUAAAUUCAUGAAAUACUCACAGGGCCAGUUAUCUGAAGUUUGUGAAUUGAAUGAUGUGAACGAUUGGAUGUGUGUUUAAAAACCAUAGAUUUGUUGCACUUCCUAUCAUAUGCAGCUGGAGUCACUGUUUAACUUGUAUUUUCCUUCAACAUUACCGUGCCACUGAAUUGGUGUAUGGGAUAAUGUGCAUGAAAUUAAAAAUACACUAAAUGUUUGCCUAAUAAAUG